GCAAGUGAUAGAGCUCUACGCCUCUAUGUGUGUGUGUUUGUGUGUGCAUGUAUGUGUGUGCAUGAAUGUAUGUGUGGAUCUGCAGAGAUUUAAAAGCCCAGGCGUAUAAUAGUAGUCGAAGAGGGGGGAGGCAGGGGGGGUUCAGUGCCAGCAGCUGCUCAUAUUCUGGUGACGUCUGCUCCAUCACCAGCCAGGGAGGAAAGAAGCAAGAGGGAGAGAGAGAGAACGAGGAACCGAGAGGGGCAGAGAGCGAAAGUCCUCCAAAUUCUAAAAGAAGGUAGAGAACACCUCCCCGUGAGUGUGCCAAUGUUCUUUGGGGACCUGCCGCUUGGAGAUGGACAGCCUCCUUCUCCACUUCUCUUGGUUUUCCUGCUGCACCUCCUGAGGAUCUCUUGAUCCCCCACCAGAUGCAUCAAGGCUUCCCAGGAGGGCUUCCCUGUAGCUGGAAAUGAUCUCCGCCAGAUGACUCUGGCUUUUUGGGGGAGCCUUCUGCUGAGCCAUGGAGAUCGGUCUGUUGGGGCUUCUUCUCUGGUGCUUCCAUCUGGAACUCCUGUGGGCAACCGGGAUCUUUCAACAUCAACGCUCAGCUCCAUCCAAGGCCAGGACACCCAAGCCAAAGGACUGGAUGCCCCCUUCCUCAUCAUCUCUGGCUUCAUCUUUCACCUGGAUGCCCACCUUAAACUUGGAUAAGGCCGAUCCUGAGGGAUCAGAAGCAGCAGUGGCUUUCCUGUACUCUGGGGACACAGUGCGCCUCUCACAAGCCAACUGUACUCAGAGAUUUGAGAUGAGGGAUGUGGGGAAGGUCUCUAGUCCACCUCCAGCCCUGCGUUCCUCUUUGCGCAACGCUAUCGACACCCUGGCCCAUGCCACCAAUUUCCUCAACAUGGUAUUCCAGACCAACGACAUCCGUGAGUCUAGCAUGAAUGAGGAUGUGGAAUGGUACCAUGCUUUGGUCAGAAGUGUCAUGGAAGGAGAUUCCCAAGUAUACCGAGCCAUUCUGACCUUUGACCCACACCCGGUGUCUUCCAAGCCCCAGAUGAUGCUCCAGGCCACCAAGGAGAACAAUGAGAUACUACUCCAGGAUCUCUCACCCUUUGCGGAAAGUCUGAGGAACUUGACUUGGGAAAAUGAGUGGUACAACUUCUUCCGGUUUCAGAAAGCCCCAAAGCUCUACAAGCGAAUCCUCAGCAAUGAUCUCAAGACCCUGGACACUCCCAAAUGGAGCCGGGGAGAUAGCUAUGUGAUGGAUACAGACCAUGUCAAGUGGUCACCACCUUUCCUGGAAUGUGAGGAUGGGAAAUUCCUUCCCAACUGGAUGGUCACACUCUCCUCUUCCUUCUACGGCCUCAAGCCUGACCUGAAACCAGAAUUCAAGGGGGUCGUGAGAAUGGAUGUUAAAAUCCGGAACAUUGAUCUAAACCAAUGCACCAAUGGACAGGGAUGGUUUGCAAACACACACCAGUGUGAUCUCAACAGCACAAAGUGUGUCCCACAAGAAAACCAGGGCUUCAUUCUGGGAAGAUACAUUUGCCUCUGCAAACCAGGUUUCUACCAGCCAAGCAGGCCUUUCUCCUCUCCCCCCUCCUCCAGUAAUGGCUGGUCUGGCAAAAGUUCCUCCCAAUAUGCAGGCCAGUAUGGGACAGUGGAGUCUGGGAAUUUGCUGGAGUGUCGCCCCUGCCAGCAAGGAUGUAGCACUUGCAUUGAUGACACACCAUGUUUGAUCAAAGAAGAUUGGUCUCUGAGGGCUGCCAUCCUGGCUUUUCAGGCCUUCUGCAUGCUGGCAGUCUUCCUCAGCAUGCUGGUCUCCUACCACUUCAGGAAGAGCAAGAGGAUUCGGGCUUCAGGUGUUAUUCUUCUGGAGACGAUACUGUUUGGCUCACUUCUUCUCUACUUUCCUGUGUUUAUUCUCUACUUCAAGCCGAGCAUCUUUCGCUGCAUUGUCCUGCGCUGGGUGCGUAUGCUGGGUUUUGCCAUUGUGUAUGGAACGAUUACUCUCAAACUGUACAGGGUCUUAAAGGUCUUUAUCUCCCGCACGGCCCAGCGAGUCCCUUAUAUGACCAGUGGGCGGGUUCUGAAGAUGCUGGCUUUGAUCCUGCUCUUAGUGCUUUGGUUCUUAGCAGCCUGGACCGUUGGGAUGUUGGAGAACAUAGAGAAGAACAUCCCUCUGGUAGUCCGAUCCCAGACCACGAAUGGCCUCCAGUUCUACAUCUGCGACCAUGACCGCUGGGACUACAUGAUGGUGGUUGCGGAGAUGUUAUUCUUGUUCUGGGGAAGUUUUCUCUGCUACGCCACACGGACGGUCCCUUCCGCUUUCCAUGAGCCACGCUACAUGGGAAUUGCCCUCCACAACGAAUUGAUUGUUUCAGCUGCCUUCCACGUUGUCAGGUUUUUAAUGGUUCCUUCUCUGCAUCCAGACUGGACGCUGCUGCUGUUUUUCAUUCACACACACAUCACGACCACAUUGACGUUGGCACUUCUUUUCAUCCCAAAGUUCCUGCACGUAGGAUCGCCCUUGAGAGAGGAAAUUGCCGCCGAGGUGUACGAGGACGAGCUGGACAUGAGGCGAUCGGGCUCCUACCUGAACAGCAGCAUCACCUCGGCCUGGAGUGAGCACAGCCUUGACCCCGAUGACAUCCGGGAUGAACUGAAAAAGCUUUACACGCAACUGGAGGUUCAUAAGACCAAGAAGAUGACAUCCAACAACCCGCACCUUCACAAGAAGAGGAGCUCCAAGAGGGCCCUCGGCCGUUCCUUCAUGAGGCGUAUCACCGAGAUCCCGGAGUCCAUGUCCCGCCAGUGCAGCAAAGAGGAGAAAGACGGAUCCGCCACUGGAGGCAGUGAGAGCCGCUCGGGCUCCUACAAGCGAAGGCGCAUCGACUCUGGUAGCUCGAGCAUGAAGCUGAAAGAUGACUUUUCUUCCAAGCGCAAGGUGGCCCCAUCGCUGAAGAAGUCCCACAGCACCUACGACCACAUGACGGACGUCAAGGAGAACAACCUGCCAUCCAGGCAUGAUAGCUUCAAGGAAGCUCCUUUGUUGGAUUCGCUGAUGAGGAAAAAACUAGCCAAGAAAGCUUCCGAGAGAUCCAAUAGCGACUCCCUUGACAAUUCGGCGCCUCUGGUCUACAAGUCAGCCAGCGCUCACAACCUGUCAGCAGGUAAGAAAGCUCUGCAAGUCAAGCCUUCCCCUCUCCAGAAGUCCCUCAGUGUUGCUACAAGCGCCAAAGAGAAGGCCUUGUUGCUCACAAGCAGAGCUCACCUAGUAGACCACGGUAGGCAAGCCCAAGACAAAAAGAAGCGAGCAGCAGGAGACUCCACAACCGGAAGUGAGGCCUCUGGGCUCACUGAGAGUACUGACAUUGCCUCAAAUCUAGUAAUGAAACAGCUACAGAGGGAUGAUGCAUCUGAAGCAACAGCAGACACCCUUCUGGGAGACAGCAGCUCCGUUGAAGACACUGCAUGCCCAGAGGAAGCUGUUUCGGCUUCCAUCACGGCCCCGUCAACCCCUUCAGAAAGCAGGAUCCAGAAGCACGUCACAUAUGCCCCCAACAGGAGUUACAGUGAGCAUAUCUCUGACUGGGUGGGAAAGAGAUACCAGGCUGGCAAAAAGACCCCACCUGAGCCACCCAUCCGCCAACAAAGCCUGAGUUAUAGUCUCGAAAGAAGAGACCAAACGCCGGCCCUCACUCGGUCCUUGAAGAGAGAUUCCAAAGGUAGUCCAACCCUGGCAAAUGUUCACUCCUGGGAAACAGAGGCAUCGCCGGCAAGGAGCGAGGCCGAAAGGAGUAGGCAAGCAGCAGAUGACACACCCCUUCCUUCUCCUGUCGGGCUACAACGGCUGGCCUCUAUUGCAGCAGAGGUCUGUCCUUGGGAGGUCAUGGAAGUACCAAGCAAAAAAGACCCACAAGGGAGUGAGCAGGAGAGUCAAAGCGACUCUGCUGAGAAACCGCCCCCACAGGUCUCCAUUCCAAAAAGCUCCUUGAAAACCUUAACUCUGGCCAUUAAAGCGCUGAACCGGUCACGGCUAAAGGCAAGCGCGAGAAUGAGGAGAGAUAGCGAAGGAAGCCCAAGAAAAAACGAAAGAAAACAAAGUACGGAUGGAAAGAACGAAAAGCCCAGCUUGGCAGAAACAGCCUCUCUGUCUGUUGGAGGGUCACCAAGGCAACAAGAAACACCCCCGAGCUUGGAGGCGAGCAGGGCAAUCAUCAGGCAACCAAGCAUCUGCCCUUGGGAAGAGGAGGACAUUCCUUCCAGCCCUCGGGAGAAGAGUCCAGGUAAAGCGUUUGAGAUAUAUCCUUGGGAGAUGAGCCAAGAUGGCACCAUGCUCGGCAGAGCAAGCAGUACAGAAGCAAUGGCUCCCGAAAGCAUGGCAAAGAGCUGCCCUGUCGUGGUGGCAAAGGCCGAAAGCCAAGAGGACUUCGUGUGGAGGGGCCCAGAGAGUGAGCAAGACACCUCCAAGUUUGCUCUAAUGGUUCCAAGAACAGACAACAAAAAGGCAGCAGCAUAUCCUUGUGAAGUGCCAGAGGCCACGGACAGUGGUAAAAGUGAUGGCUGGACCUGGGGAAUAAGCACAGCUUUGCCAAGAGAGGACUCAAUAUCCAAGGUAGACCAAAAGAAACCCAAGAGUAUGGAUAUCAAUAAGGCACAAAUUUGUCCUUGGGAAACAGAGGAAGUGAGUACCAGUGAUAAAGCACUGGUCUGCCCUUGGGAUGAGGAGGAGCCUCUGAUGAAGAUAUCAUCUGUGGACAAGAAGGAAGCCCCUCCCAGAGAGAACAGCACAACCCAAUGUGCAGAGGCAACGCAGAAAAUCAGCCAAGUAGAACCCAUUUGCCCCUGGGAGUCCAUGGAAUUACCAGCAAAAAUGGAAGAUGAUAAAAAUGCAACCAGUUGUAGGAAAACCGAAGAUGGAACAAACAUCAAAAUAGUGAUAUGUCCUUGGGAGAUGACGGACCAACCAGGUCAGGAUCCAGGAGAGGAAUCCAAAAGGGCUGAAAGGACAAAAGCUAGAAGCCCCAUACCAGAGGAGGCGGGUGUCAUUCAGUCUAGAAAAUGGGACAGAGCAGGCAAUCAUCAAGACCCAGUCUGCCCCUGGGACACCAUAGGAGAUGAAGAACCUAACCCAGAAACGCCUGCUACAAUACCAGAUCUACCUAAAGUCAUUUUGAAGACAAGCAGCGGCGAGCCAGGUAAAAAGGCAGCGGUUUGUCCUUGGGAAGCUGAAGAUAUUGAAGUCGACUUGAAGGCAGCCAUCUGUCCUUGGGAAGAGACUCUGGCUCCAUCUGAUAGAACAACUUCAAAAAGGACAGGAGACCUCUUGGCUACAUCUCCAGAGAUGGUGAGCAGUCCACGAAACUCCAUCUGUCCUUGGGAAACGAUGGACACUCAUGAAAUUCCAUCAGAGGCCAGUGCUAAAGGUCCAGACCCAUCUAAAGUAGACAGCAAAGAAUCCAGCAGAACAGACACCUUUAAGGGACAAGUGUGUCCUUGGGAAAGCCAGGAAACAGAAUCCAGGACCAAGGCAGAUGUGUGCCCAUGGGAAGAGCCUGAAAGCUCACUGGGUAAAACAGCAUCCACAAAAGGUGGCAGAGCUCUGGAACAUGACAGGACUACCCCUUCCAAAGAAACAGUGUCUUUUAAAGCAACAGAGAAAAAGAGCAGCCCACGAGAGUCAGUCUGCCCAUGGGAAACUGUGGAUCCCGGUGAAACCUUCAUUAAACCAGAAUUGUCUAAAGCCCCUUCUAAGAAAUCUGAGAGUGUUGAGAGCUUGAGAGCAGAGAUUUGUCCUUGGGAAGUCCCUGAAAGUCCACCAAAUAAAAGGGCUUUGACUUCAAGCAACCAAGAUGGCAAGGGCACCACAGUAAAGUCUACGGAAAAGCAGAGCAGCCUACGAGAAGAAGUCUGUCCUUGGGAGAGCAUGGAGCUUGAGGAACCUUCCACAAGAUCUGGUCGUCAAAGCCCAGCCUCAAAGAAAUCAGACAGCCUUGAAAGUCUGAGGGCGGUCAUUUGUCCAUGGGAAACUGUAGAAGAAGACCUCAGUACAGUAGAGGUGCCCCCAGGGGCAGUGGAGAAGGCACCCUUUGAAAAAAAGAUGUCAAGGCACGAUCCAGUUGGGAUUUCCAAAGUGUCUGCAGACAGGGCAUGGAGAAGUCCAGGAGCACAGAAAACGGGGGGAGAAACUGCAUUUAAGAAAAUAGAGAAGUCCAAGAGCCACCAAGAGACAGUUUACCCUUGGGGCAGCAUGGACUUUGAGAAGCCACCUGCCAAAAGCUCCCGAAGUCUAGAUCUAUUGAGCGUUGAGGGCAUAAAGGCGGAGAUUUGCCCAUGGGAAUUCCAGGAGGUUGCUACGAGAGAGGACAUAUGUCCAUGGGAGACAUAUGAAGGACCACUGGAGAGAGACACCUUGAAAGAGGUUAAAAGUAGGAGUUCUAUAGAUGAACCAAACACCGGACCAGGGAGAUUAUGGAAGGCUUUAGAGAAAGGGGGCAGCUCACGAGACUCCAUUUCUCCUUCGAGUAGCAUAGAACUAUUGAGCAGCAAAAGCCCAAACCAGUCCAAAACUGGCUCUAGCAAAUCAGAUAGCAGUGAAAGCUUGAGGGCAGAGGUAUGCCCUUGGGAAGUAGAGGAAGAAGAAUCGGACCGUAACAUGCCACCCUUGAAAGCAGAGCCAUUGCUGAUUACUAAAGUGGUAUUAAAACAAGAUAUGAGCAAAGCUUCAAAAGACAAAAGGCAGACCAGGCCGGACUUGAAGAACAUUGAGGGGCCAAGUGCAUCUAGAAAGAUAGAGAAGGCUCACAGCCAUCAAGAGUUAGCUUACAAGGAUACUGGAGAACUCUCCAUAAAACAAACUAGUAAAAGCUUCGAUCUGUCCAAAGUUGGAUCCCAAAAAUCUGACAGCUCGGAAAGUCUGAGAGCUGAGAUCUGCCCCUGGGAAUCUCAGGAGUUUGAACUGGUCACCCAAACAGAAACGUUUCCCUGGGAGGUGGCAGAUGUUCCUCUUGAGAGGAGGCUAACGAGGAAAGUCAUCAGCAGUGCUUCCCAAGGGGAUACUGAAGCCGUUAAAAAAGGGCCCAGAGACAGACCAAAAGUCUUGGCCUCAAGCCGUUCAGCUGACACUCUGAUAAAGGAAUCGGACUGCCCUGAAAGCAGUAGGAUAGCAAUUUGCCCCUGGGAAGCAGAAUCACCAGAAUUAUUUGAUAAGGAGGAGAUCUGCCCAUGGGAAACAGGAAACAUUAUGGUCUCUGAGACCAAGAAACAGGCCACUUGUGCUGACCGGUCAGAGAUGCCACCAGUCAAUGAGAGAAGACCCCAAAGCAAACUUGAUAGUCUGCCUAGACACAGGCCUUUGUGUCGUACCUACCCUGAGCGCACGUUAGCAGAAGGCUUAAGCAAAGAUGGAGACUCGCAGACCACUACCACAGCAGAAACAGGAAGCGACAGUGAUAUGGCCAACAUCUGUCCUUGGGAUGACCCUGCCAGCAUCAGAAAAGACUCUGCCACCAUCAGCAAAUCUUCCUCCGAGGCGUCUCUGUUGGAGGGAAGAAAAAGUGGUUCCAGAGGCCAAACAAGGAAGAAGCCCCAAACCAGCGAGGCAAAGAGUUCCAGCCAAGCCAAAUCAGUUACCCGCCCUUGGGACUCCAACUGAACUGGAGAGAACAAAGAAGUUGCUCAGAAGUCCGAGGAAAGCUUCUGCAAAAAGACUGCUCUGCCUGUCACGUAGAGGCACGGCAUAGCCUACUGCCUGGAUUUCAACAAAGACAUUUCUUUGGGGUGACUCCAGUGAUGACAGCCACUGUAUUUUUAAAAUAAAAAAUAGUGAAGUAUCAGUUGGACAUUGGAGCAGUCACUGGAGAACAGUGGUACCUUCCUGCCUUCAUUUGCAGAAAAUCCAAGUUAGCUGCAAAAUACUGCACAUUCUGUUAUCUCUGUGUUAAAUGUGUAGCGUAUAUGCCCCUGCUGUGUGCCAAUUCUCCCAAAUUCCAGACCAUCUAUUCCUGAAGCCCAUGUAGACAAGAUGAACCUUGAUAUGGUUCACAAUAAAAGGUGUCAUCCAGAAUUCGUCUCCAAGGAAUGUUGGAUGGUAUCAACUCUGUGGGAAUCAGUUGACAAGGCGUCCUCCAGAGAGGGUACCAUCAUCUCAACUGGCUUGUGUUCUGGGGAACAUGAGCGAUGCAGCUGGUUCCCACAGAAUCAUGGUUGAUCAAGGAUUUGGGACUAUGCUCUACAAAAGAUGACUGAAUGGCUUAACCCCAAAGUUACCGAGGGGGAAACCUUUGCUGAGGGUCAUUUUCUUAUUUCACCCCAAAUUCUCCUCCCUGGUUCAUCAGAUUGACUUCUGCAACUGCCGAACUCUAACCUUUUUUGUAUCGUCUUACUGAUGUCAGCUUUGAUGCCUGAAUGCUACAUCCCAAGUCCAGUGGCUCCUCCAGCCAUUUCUUUCUUACAUUUUGAGACAUUCUCAUUUAUCCUUCCAGGGAAGCGUGGUGAGAAUCGCUGGUGUUAGCUUAACACCCACGCCAAGUCCACUUAGGUUUGUGUAAGGCAAAGAACUUUCUGCUUUGAGAAAGCUGUUUUCUAUGUUGGCUUUGUUGCUGAAGAAUCUGUUGAAGGCUUUUCCAUCCUCUGCAGUAGAUUCUGGGGCACAUGCAGUCCAUGAGGCCUGACGUGUGUUGCCAGUGUUGUCAACUGACUGUGUAUGUUAGGACACACCUAACAAUUGCUUGCAGUUGUGCAUGGCAAGGGAGAUGAAGUGUGGUAGAUAAGUCCAUUUCCAGGAAGCAGGUGUCCACCAUUACUCGGACCAGUGGGGUAGGAGCUCAACAUACUCCCAAGUUAAUCCCAUCCACUUCUCUUCUCUCAAUCGUAGGUGGGAGAAUAUUGUAAUCCACUUUGGGGAGAAAAGUGGGGUAUAAAUGAAGUAACUCUCAAAGUAUUGUCGAAGGCUUUCAUGGCUGGAAUCAACUGGUUAGUGUGGGUUUUCCCAGCUGUGUGCCAUGUCACAGUAGCUGAAAUUGCCAGCCACAGAUGUGGGCAAAACAGUAGUAAAAAUUAUCAUACUAGGGCCACACAGUCUGGAAAUACCGUAACAGCUAGUAAAUCUCAAAGGUUGGCAUCUGCAGAUCUUCCUGUCCAAGCUAGCCAACGUUUCUUGUUGUCUGGUGCCACUGUGCAUAGGACAAACGGCAUGUCAGACUGGAUUCCUGGCACCACCCCUGUGCUGUGGGGUGUUGGAGGAAGUAAGUGGCACAAAUUAUGCAUUCUCUUAUGGUGGAGCUGCCCCACCCACCCUUGCCUUUGGGGCUGGGGGAAGAAGCGUGGGGUGGAAAUGACAUUGUACCAUGUGUUGAUAUCACAUCCAAACAAAACCCCAGACACAUGCAGUCAGUUCAUCAGCUGACACUCUGGAAAUUCUAGAAGGAUAUGACAUCAUCAUGUAGUGCUCCCCCCACAAGUUCCUGGGGGGCACAAGGAGGCAGCCUGGCAUCCAUACACCUGAUGGAUUCAAGAGAUACAGAACCAAAAGAUGGUCCCCAUUCGGCAUCCAUUCACUAUCUCUCUCCCCAUCCCUACACAACAGAGAAUCUCCCACUCAAGAUAAAGAGGAUGCAGGGAAUCAGCCCCCACCCCACCCCGCAGUACCCCUUCUCUCUGAAGCCUUCUACAUCAUUUUGCAUUCUCUGAGCAUCCAUUAAUCCCCACAUGCACAUGGGGAUUCUGUGAGCAGCAACAGGGACGUUUGCUGCUUUUAAACAGGAUUAAAGCUGAAAUCCAAAAUUUGCUUGAUGGCCCCUGCCUGCCCCUGUGAGCUGUCCGUUACGCCUUUAGGCAGUACUGCUAACAUUGUGUGAGGCUGCCCGUCUGUCUCAGCGCUGAAUGUCAAACGAGGUUAUCCAAUGCUGUAAUAAGUGUAAAUACAGAAGUAAAAAUAUAUCUAUAUUGA
Sphaerodactylus townsendi is the source of this 9934-nucleotide messenger RNA. It is a transcript of the gene GPR179, whose product is annotated as G protein-coupled receptor 179. The record is from RefSeq and is a predicted model, not a curated record. Gene Ontology annotation, biological process: G protein-coupled receptor signaling pathway. Bases 500 to 7639 code for a protein of 2379 amino acids. NCBI's taxonomy places the organism in Eukaryota, Metazoa, Chordata, Lepidosauria, Squamata, Sphaerodactylidae. Gene Ontology annotation, cellular component: membrane. The transcript has 11 exons. Gene Ontology annotation, molecular function: G protein-coupled receptor activity.